Molecule: messenger RNA, 1884 nt
Organism: Tetrahymena thermophila SB210
Lineage: Eukaryota; Ciliophora; Oligohymenophorea; Hymenostomatida; Tetrahymenidae
Product: kinase domain protein, putative
Exons: 22
Biological process (GO): activation of GTPase activity; nucleocytoplasmic transport
Cellular component (GO): nucleus; cytosol; perinuclear region of cytoplasm
Molecular function (GO): GTPase activator activity; small GTPase binding
Source: RefSeq, a predicted model, not a curated record
AUGAUGUAAUAGAUUAAAUAUUAUAAAAAAUUUGAAGAAAUUUUAAACUCUUCACUUUAAUCUUAUUAGGCUCUCCAUAUUGAUCUUAGUUACAGUUAAGUUGGUGAUUAAGGUACUUCAUACUUAGAAACUGCUUUAGCAAAUUGCUCUAAUCUCUCAAAUUUAACACUUAAUCUUCGUUACAAUGAUAUUAGUGCAAGUGGUGUGUCAGGCUUAGGCUCUGCUUUAGCAAAUUGUAUUAAUCUCUCAAAUUUGACACUUGAUCUUGGUUACAAUUAAAUUGGUGCAAGUGGUGCAUCAGGCUUAGGCUCUGCUUUAGCAAAUUGUAUUAAUCUCUCAAAUUUGACACUUUAUCUUCGUAAAAAUUAAAUUGGUGCAAGUGGUGCAUCAGGCUUAGGUUAUGCUUUAGCAAAUUGCAUUAAUCUCUCAAAUUUGAAACUUUAUCUAAGUACUAACUAAAUUGGUAAUUAAGGUACUUCAGCCUUAUGUUCUGCUUUAAUUAAUUGCACUAAUCUUUCAAAUUUGAUACUUGACCUUCGUUACAAUUAAAUUGGUGCAAGUGGGGCAUCAUGCUUAGGUUGUGCUUUAAUAAAUUGCAUUAAUCUCUCAAAUUUGACACUUGAUCUUGGUGGAAAUUAAAUUGGUGACUAAGGUACUUCAGGCUUAGGUUCUUCUUUAGCAAAUUGCACUAAUCUCUCAAAUUUGACACUUGACCUUGGUUACAAUUAAAUUGGUAAUUAAGGUACUUAAAGCUUAGGAAAUGCUUUAGCAAAGUGCACUAAACUAUCAAAUUUGACACUUAAUCUUGGUGACAAUGAAAUUGGUGAUGAAGGUGCAUCAGGCUUAGGUUCUGCUUUAGCAAAUUGCAUUAAUCUCUCAAAUUUGAAACUUUUUCUUGGUCGGAAUAAAAUUUGUGCAAAGGGAGCAUCAGGCUUAGGUUCUGCUUUAGCAAAUUGCAUUAAUCUCUCAAAUUUGACACUUAACCUUUCUGACAAUUAAAUUGGUGCAAUGGGUGCAUCAGGCUUAGGUUCUGCUUUAGCAAAUUGCAUUAAUCUCUCAAAUUUGAAACUUGACCUUCAUGGCAAUUAAAUUGGUGAUGAAGGUACAUCAGGCUUAGGUUCUGCUUUAGCAAAUUGCAUUAAUCUCUCAAAUUUGACACUUAACCUUUCUGGCAAUGAAAUUGGUGAUGAAGGUGCAUCAGUCUUAGGUUCUGGUUUAGCUAAUUGCAUUAAUCUCUCAAAUUUGAAACUUUUUCUUGGUAGGAAUAAAAUUGGUGAUGGAGGUGCAUCAGGCUUAGGUUCUGCUUUAGCAAAUUGCAUUAAUCUCUCAAAUUUGACACUUAACCUUUAUUACAAUUAAAUUGGUGAUGAAGGUGCAUCAGGCUUAGGUUCUGGUUUAGCAAAUUGCAUUAAUCUCUCAAAUUUGACACUUGACCUUUCUGGCAAUUAAAUUGGUGAUGAAGGUACAUCAGGCUUAGGUUCUGCUUUAGCAAAUUGCAUUAAUCUCUCAAAUUUGACACUUGAUCUUGGUGACAAUUAAAUUGGUGAUGAAGGUGCAUCAGGCUUAGGUUCUGCUUUAGCAAAUUGCAUUAAUCUCUCAAAUUUGACACUUGACCUUCAUUACAAUUAAAUUGGUGAUGAAGGUGCAUAAGGCUUAGGUUCUGGUUUAGCAAAUUGCAUUAAUCUCUCAAAUAUGACACUUUAUAUUGAUAACAGUGAAAUUGGUGAUGAAGGCGCAUCAAACUUAGGUUCUGCUUUAGCAAAUUGCAAUAAUCUCUCAAAUUUGACACUUUUACUAGGGUCAAUGAAUGAAUCUUAAAAAUUCAAAGUAAUAAGCAAGUGUCUUAAAUCAAAAAGAUUAGUUGUCUUUUAAAAAGAUUGGUGA